Molecule: messenger RNA, 1578 nt
Organism: Penicillium subrubescens
Lineage: Eukaryota; Fungi; Ascomycota; Eurotiomycetes; Eurotiales; Aspergillaceae
Product: putative MFS multidrug transporter
Exons: 3
Coding region: 1-1578 (525 amino acids)
Biological process (GO): transmembrane transport
Cellular component (GO): membrane
Molecular function (GO): transmembrane transporter activity
Source: RefSeq, a predicted model, not a curated record
AUGCACUCAACCUUUAAUGGAGACUCUACAACUCACGGGUCCCCCAUCAUGACGACACACGAAGAACAAACAGACAUAUCCAAUAUGCCCGAUCUAGAGAAACUCGGGAAAGAGCGCCCAAAGACCUUUUCAGGACGAGGUCCUGAGCUAGCAUUCUGUUUCUCGAUUGUGAUGUCCCAGAUUCUAGCAGAAUUCUACAUAACAGGGUCCAACGUUCUUCUUCCAACCCUCGUAAAAGAACUCGGCAUUCCAGCAGGCACAACGAUAUGGCCCACCACUGCUCUCUCCCUCGCCGUCACAUCAACACUCCUAAUAUUCGGUCGUCUGACUGACAUGUACGGCGGCUAUGUCGUCUACAACGCCGGAGCGAUCUGGCUGACAAUCUCAUCGAUUCUCUGCGGCGUCUCUCAAACAUGGUUGAUGUUGAUUAUUUGCCGAGCUUUGCAAGGCUUAGCUCUUGGAGCCCUACUGCCCUCUGGGAUGAUGAUUCUGGGAAGUACAUACCGACCGGGUCCAAGGAAGAAUCUAGUUUUCAGCAUUUAUGGCGCUUGUGCUGCCUUGGGUUUCUUCGCUGGGUUCUUCGUCUCGGGAAUUUGUGGCCAGUAUUUGAGUUGGAGAUGGUACUUCUUUAUCGGCGCUAUUCUAUCGGCUAUUACGGCGGUCUCGUCAAUUUUCUCCGUUCAGCGCGAUUACUCAGAGAAGCGGGAGCUUGGGAUACGGAUGGAUUGGGUUGGGUUUGGCCUGUCGAUCUCGGGUGCAACCCUGUUUGUUUUCGCUAUUGCGGAAAGCUCAUAUGCUCCGCAAGGAUGGAGGACACCGUAUAUUCCGGUACUCUUUACUAUUGGUGCUAUCUUGCUUGGCGUUAUGGCUUACUUGGAAGGGUGGGUUAUUGAGAAUCCUUUGCUGCCGGGUGAUAUAUUCCGGGUUAAGUUCAUGACGCCAUUGGUGCUGGCAUUACUAUGUCUCUACGGAAGUCUUGGAAUAUUUCUCCUCUACGGAGUUCUAUACAUGUCGGAUUUCAUGGGUGCUACGCCCCUUCAAAUUGUCGCGUGGACAGUGCCGAUGGCCGUUGGUGGUCUCAUCCUCUCCGUUACUGGAGGUUUUAUUCUCCACAAAGUAUCCGGAACAGUGCUACUCAUCAUCUCAUGCCUUGGAUACGUCGGAUCGGGACUAUUAUUUGCUGUCAUUCCACUCGGUGGCAACUACUGGGCUUAUGUCUUCCCCGCAAUGAUUUGUGGCACCAUCGCCAUCGAUAUCAGCUUCAAUCUUGCGAAUAUAUUCAUCACAACAAGCAUGCCAAGGGCCAAGCAGGGCCUGGCUGGUGCUAUGAUCUAUUGUACCAUGCACAUGGGCAUUGCUGUCAUGCUGGGAUUCGCAGAUAUUGUUGAGACUCAAACGAAGCAUCUUGGUAAACGAGAGAGCUAUAAGGCGGUAUUUUGGUUUCAGACGGGGCUGUGUAUCCUUGGGCUUCUGAUUGUUCUGGGUUUUGUUAGAAUUCGCCACGCCAAAAGCGAAUUGACAGUGGAUGAAAAGGAUGAGGCAGGACAUGUGACUGCAGGGCAGAGUGAAAAGGUUUAA